Sipha flava (yellow sugarcane aphid) is the source of this 2578-nucleotide messenger RNA. RefSeq names its product G1/S-specific cyclin-E1. The record is from RefSeq and is a predicted model, not a curated record. Gene Ontology annotation, cellular component: cyclin E1-CDK2 complex; centrosome; cytoplasm. Gene Ontology annotation, biological process: G1/S transition of mitotic cell cycle; regulation of cyclin-dependent protein serine/threonine kinase activity. The coding region runs from base 647 to 2254 and encodes 535 amino acids. The transcript is spliced from 10 exons. NCBI's taxonomy places the organism in Eukaryota, Metazoa, Arthropoda, Insecta, Hemiptera, Aphididae. Gene Ontology annotation, molecular function: cyclin-dependent protein serine/threonine kinase regulator activity.
UCUCGUGUGUAUCGCGUGCUAAAAAAAAAAAAACAUUUAAUCACACAUCGUACGCGUACGCAUUCUUGAAAAAUAAUGCUUUGUAUAUACUUGUACCCAUGUACGUAUUAUAAGUAGGCAUGUAGUAAAAUUCAGUGACCUCUGCCGGAGGAGGCCCCCUUGUAGGAGAGCAAGCGCGCGCGGUUGACGGUGGACAAUAGGGAAAACGCAUUUGGCGCCCGUUUCCUCGCGUCCUCCAUGUACUGCGGCGCUUGUUUCCCGCCGCCCGCGAUCAAAAGCCCGCCCAAUGUUGUUUGUUGGAUUUGACUAUCCACGCGUCACCUUUUUUUCACAUUAGUUUUUCAUUUGAGUUCCGGGCUUCUCGAUCUCUUCAAUUACCUACUUGUCUUCACGUGUCUCUCAUAACCUCCACUUAUAUUCUUUUAUUUGCGGUUUUAAAUAUUUUUGAAAAAAUAAAAAUUCUCAUGAUCUGAUUACCCGAAUUUUCUGAUUAAUUAUAUUCAUAUACUAGAUUAAGCAUACGUUUAUAAGAGGUUGACUUUAAUUCCUUAAACUGUGUUUGUACCUACUUGAUGUCAAUCAUUAUAGAAGGCUGUUGAAAAUAUUACAUUAGAUUUAUUCAUUGAAUUUUCCGUACUCAACGACAAUGAAUGACGCUAAUUCAUCUAGCAAUGAUGAAGCUUUUAAAAGAAAAAGACAUAAUUCUGAAGGUUAUUUAUACAAUGGUUCUAUAACUGGCAAGAGGAUAAAAGUGGAUCAUAGUCCUGUUGACCUUCCAAAUAUUUUAUCUAGAUCUAAAUUACAUAGUUCAACACAGUCAUCGCCUUCGGAUGAUUCUGAACAUAACUAUUUUAUGAAUUUACAAAGAAAUUCGAGAGUUAGAACUGACUCAGAUUCUUUUGAAGUUAACUCAGAAAAUAGUGAUUCCUUCCAGCAACUGACUGCUGGUAAUAAUGGAAGUGUAGAACGACGUCCAUUAUCUGAGUUACAAGUACUGUCGCCUGAAUCCCAUUCAAAUUUUUCAGACGAUAGGUCUGAAUCUGAUAUCAGUAGUCCUGCUCUUAGUGAACCAGCCCCAUUACUAUCUGACAAUGAACAAAGCCCAGAUUGCAUUGAUAGUUCUGAACCAAAGAAAAAUAUUGAAAAUGAUCCACCCACAUAUGUUCCAACUCCACGUUAUUCAAAUAUUCAUGAAACUGCUGUAAAUGCAGUAGUUUCUACUUGGAGCAAAUUUCGUGAUUUAGCCAUUAAUCAAAAACCUAUUGCAUUGAACGAAAGACCUUGUCCAUUGCCAGAACUUCCAUGGGGAAAACGUGCAGCUUUUUGGCAAAUGAUAUGUAAUAGGGAUUCUGCUACAUUAACCUACAGAAAUCCUGAUUACCAAGAAUACCAUGAACAUAUUACACCUCGUAUGAGAGCUAUUCUUUUAGAUUGGCUAAUUGAGGUAUCAUCUGUUUAUAAGUUGCAUAGAGAAACUUAUUAUUUGGCAAUGGAUUAUUUAGAUCGAUAUCUAUCAAAUAGUGAAUCUAUUCCUAAACAAAAACUUCAACUCAUUGGAAUCACAUGUCUAUUUAUGGCCGCCAAAAUGGAGGAAAUAUACCCUCCUAAAUUAACUGAGUUUGCAUAUGUUACUGAUGGAGCGUGUACUGAUGCUGAUUUAUUAGACAUGGAAAAAAUCUUAUUGAUGCAUUUGCGAUUCCGUUUAACACCUGUUUCUAUUAAUUAUUGGGUGGAACUGAUGUUGCAAUUCAUUUGUGUUGAUGAUAGCACUGCUGAAGAUAGUCUUAUUACCCCACAAUUUCCUCAGAAUUUAUUCAAUCAAGUAGCUCAUCUUUUAGAUUUAGCUUGUUUGGAUUCCAACUGUUUACGCUACUCAUAUAGUGAACUCGCAGCAUCUGCCCUUACUAUAGUCCUCAAUAAAAAUAUUGCAUUAACCAUUUCUGGUUUAUCAGAAGGAAAUGUAUGUAAUUGUGUUGAGUGGAUGUCUGUUUACUGGAGUGUAAUUAUAGAAGAAUAUCAAUAUGAAGAAAUUGAUUUUGAAAAUGAUUCGGAACAAGUAGAUGGCACCCAUGUUAAACAGCAACAUUUAGUCAGUAUGGAUAUGUAUGAUUUAGCACAAAGCAGAUUUGAACUUAUUCAAUUGGCCAGGGUCAAGGGUCCAGUAACUCCUUCUAAUUUAUUAACUCCACCGUGGAGUGGUAAAAAAUAUCCUGUUACAGCUGAAGACUGCAAACCCUCGUGCAGCUAUAAAUAAUCAAGUACUGCCACUUCCUAUAGUAAGAUUUUUGUAAAUUUUAAUUUGUAAUUGUCCUUUCAGUGGAUAAUCAAAUUCAGUUAUUUUAAAUUUUUCUAGUGUUAAAAAAUGUUUUUGAUUGAUCAGUACUGUCUUGAUGACCUGAUAAUUUAAAUGUGCAAUAUAUAUUUAAAAAAUAUUUAGUACAGUUUUUAGUAAAUUCUGAAAAUUUUUUUGAAUCAGAUAUUUUACAGUAAGUUUGACACUAAUGUAAUUUACUGAUUAUCUUUUGAAAAAUGUGUAAAAUUUAAAGUCAACAGUGUUGAAUUAAAUAUGGUGUUCCUC